Aspergillus clavatus NRRL 1 is the source of this 1794-nucleotide messenger RNA. RefSeq names its product iron-sulfur cluster assembly protein NAR1 (gene nar1). Gene Ontology annotation, cellular component: cytosolic [4Fe-4S] assembly targeting complex. Gene Ontology annotation, molecular function: 4 iron, 4 sulfur cluster binding. The transcript has 2 exons. Bases 1 to 1794 code for a protein of 597 amino acids. NCBI's taxonomy places the organism in Eukaryota, Fungi, Ascomycota, Eurotiomycetes, Eurotiales, Aspergillaceae. Gene Ontology annotation, biological process: iron-sulfur cluster assembly. The record is from RefSeq and is a predicted model, not a curated record.
AUGAGUGCAAUUCUCUCAGCAGACGAUUUGAACGAUUUCAUUUCUCCCGGGGUUGCUUGCAUUAAGCCCGUAGAAACACUGCCACAGAAAGAAUCCCAGUCAGAGAAUCCCUAUGAAGUGACAAAGGAAGACAAAAUCCAACCAGAAAAUCUCCCUCCUGCGCAGAUCUCGUUGACCGAUUGCCUUGCAUGCUCCGGAUGUGUCACGAGCGCGGAAGCCGUAUUGAUCUCCCUGCAAUCGCAUGCAGAAGUUCUGAAUACCCUCGACGCGUACCCGGAAUUUCGAUUGAGCAACGAAAGUGGUCAGGAUGAUAUCAAGACAACCGAGACGGCUGAUAGUGAGAGCCGUGUGUUUGUUGCCAGUGUAAGCCCUCAGGUAAGGGCUAGCCUGGCAACUACAUACGGUAUCUCAGAGAGGGAGGCGCAAUGUAUGAUUGAUCAGUUCCUCAGUGGUUCUCAGGGUCUCAGGGCUGGCGGUAAAUUCCACAAUGGAUUCGCCUGGGUGGUUGACACGAACACCAUGCGAGAAGCCGUGUUAGCGCUGACCGCGGAUGAAGUCGCCAACUCGUUGACAUCUAUUGAUCCGCUCAACACUCUUCCGAAGCGACCAAUCCUAUCAUCUGCCUGCCCUGGAUGGAUUUGUUACGCCGAGAAAACACAUCCUUUCAUCCUUCCUCAUUUGUCUCGUCUCAAGUCUCCGCAGGCCUUGACCGGCACACUUCUGAAGUCAGUGUUGAGUAAAGCACUUGGCAUUUCGCCCACUCGGAUAUGGCAUCUCGCAAUCAUGCCGUGCUUCGAUAAGAAGCUCGAAGCAAGUCGCGAAGAGCUCACGGAUAGUGCAUGGGGGCCGACGCCUUCUGAACCACACACCCCUGUCCGCGAUGUCGAUUGUGUCAUCACUAGUCGUGAGCUUCUCACACUGGCGGCAUCCAGAGGGAUCUCACUCCCAAGAUUACCACUGAAACCUUUGCCGAGAUCCUAUUACUCUCCAUUCCCCGAUCGGUCCUUGGACUCAUUUCUCUUCUCAAAGCGCUCAUCGGGCCAAACGGCCGCAUCGGGAACUUCUGGAGGCUACCUUCACCAUGUCCUCACAACAUUCCAAGCUAAGAAUCCUGGUAGUCAAAUCGUGACGCAGCGGGGGCGGAACGCCGAUGUAGUGGAGUAUGUGCUCAUGUCUCCUGGAGGUGAGCCUCUUUUGAAAGCGGCUCGGUACUAUGGCUUCAGAAACAUUCAAAAUCUUGUCAGAAAGCUGAAGCCUGCACGUGCGUCGAGGCUUCCGGGCGCCAGGCAAUCUGCGACUUCAGCAGGUGGAAGUCGACGACAGCUGGCCUCGCGAAAUGCAGCCUCAGCCGGGUCGGGCACUGAUUAUGCAUAUGUGGAAGUAAUGGCUUGUCCCGGUGGUUGUACCAAUGGCGGUGGACAAGUGAGAAUAGAGGACGCACGGGAAGCUGCCUCGAACAUGUCGGUUGAAUCCCAGACCGAACCACCCGAGGCUGCACUGAAGCCCACGCCCCAUGAACAGCGAGCUUGGCUUGCUCGGGUCGACGAGGCAUAUUACUCUGCAGAUUCGGACUCUGAAGUUCCUGCGACGAGCGAACCAGCAUCUGUCAUCUCAAGGGAUGCCGAGAUCCAUGGGGUUUUGCAGCAUUGGUCAGAGUAUAUGAACAUCCCCCUCUCCAAGUUGGCAUAUACGUCGUAUCGCGAGGUGGAGAGUGACGUUGGCAAAACCCAGACCGGUCCGAACGAUACUGCCCGUGUUGUCGAAUUGGCCAGUAAGAUCGGUGGCGGCUGGUGA